GAAAGCGAGUUAAUCGAUUUCUGCAGUUAGCUAAAACCUACAACAAAAGUCAACAAAACAGAAAGUUGAGCAUUAAUCAUAAACUAUCAACUCGAAACACUAUUAUUUAUAUACAAAUAAAGCUUUGUUAGCAACUAAGGUAUAAUUGUAACAAACAUUCCAUGAAUUAGAAACAUAUUAGACAACAAAGAAACACCCACACACCGUAGAAAAGAUUCAUCAUGGACAUUUCAAAGGCACCAAAUCCCAGAAAACUGGAGCUUUGUCGCAAAUAUUUCUUUGCUGGUUUUGCCUUCCUGCCUUUCGUGUGGGCCAUCAACGUUUUUUGGUUCUUUCAGGAGGCUUUCCAUAAGCCGCCUUACCCAGAACAAAGCCAGAUCAAAAGAUUUGUCAUAUUCUCUGCAGUGGGAACCUUAUUUUGGCUAAUAGUACUGACUGCUUGGAUAGUGAUAUUCCAGACAAAUCGAACGGCUUGGGGCGCCACAGCCGACUAUAUGAGCUUUAUCAUUCCCCUAGGAAGUGCAUAACAAAGAAAACUAGAAAUAACUAACUUAUGAUAUUAAAAAAGACUUAUAACCAAUCAUAAAAAAAAGAUUCUUAUUAAUCCCCUUAAUUAUAAAUGCAUAUAAGGCAUGAUCAAUUAAAAACAACUAUUUGAUUUAA
Messenger RNA from Drosophila eugracilis, 663 nucleotides. It is a transcript of the gene pen-2, whose product is annotated as gamma-secretase subunit pen-2. Bases 222 to 527 code for a protein of 101 amino acids. Gene Ontology annotation, cellular component: gamma-secretase complex. The record is from RefSeq and is a predicted model, not a curated record. The transcript is spliced from 3 exons. Lineage: Eukaryota; Metazoa; Arthropoda; Insecta; Diptera; Drosophilidae. Gene Ontology annotation, biological process: Notch receptor processing.